CAGGACUAAAUAUAGGGAUGAAAGGGCUGCUACUCCUCCUCUCCAUGGCUGUGUUUGGCUUUGAAGCAAAGCUACACAUAACCAUUUAUAUUCCUUCUCGGAAACUUACAUGGUACGACGCAAGACAGUACUGCCAGGAUAAAUAUUUGGACAUAGUCAACUGGGAGACGAUAGACCCAGACCUGCUGACUAAGUUCUUGCAGGAAGAGAACCUCGAUGAUGUCUGGAUUGGUUUACACAAGGAUCCUCACCAACUGUCGGUCUUGAAUGGGCUCAAUGUAAAAACUGGUGAAGACUUGACAGGAGAUGGUGUCUCUGACAGCAACUACUUGGCCUAUGGUGCAAGCUGUAGCUCUUAUAACAGCAUAACUAAAACGUUGAAAAGCAUCUUGUGCAUUACAGAGCUUCCCUUUGUCUGCUAUGCUGACAACCUGGUUGUAGUCAAUGAACAUAAAACAUGGGAGGACGCUCUUAGCCAUUGCAGGGAACUGACAACUGCGUCUUCCAAAUAUGACCUCCUGAGCAUUGCCAGCUCUUCUGACUACGGUUACCUCAGCGAUCGGAUCAACGGAGCCACCACCGAGGAGGUUUGGAUGGGCUUGCGCUUUCUGGGAGGGGAGUGGUGGUGGUCCGAUGGUGAGACGCUGGACCCCCAAGGUACGCUGCAGGACUGCCCGAGCCAGUGGGAACACUGUGGCACCAUCUCCAAAUAUAACACAGCUAAGUGGCUCACCAGAGACUGCUCAGAAAGAAGGAACUUCGUCUGCUCUUAUGAAGAAGUAGCUGAACAGGUUAAAUAGGCUUCCUGGCUUAGAGACAUUAUUUAAUUAUGGAAUUGUCUCACAUUUUCUCAGCUAUACUGCGCUAAAUAGAUGUUGAGUGAGAAUUUGGGUGCAUGUUUGCUUUUCCUGUGUGCCUCUGUGUUGUCCUGUGCUGUCAUCUGAGCUGUACAGGUAUAUGUUGCUUCUCCCUAAAAGAUAGGUAAAAACUCCCUUAUGAUCUUAUAUAGAAAAGCAGAUGAACACGACGGAUAGGAUUUCAAGCAGCUGAAAUUCAGUCCUUAAACUGAAUUAGAUUGAGCUCUGUCAAGUUCAGCUGAACUGAAUGGAACCAAACUGGUUUAAACAGAAAUAAUUAGUAAACUGAAUUUCACUGAUCUGAAUUAACAGAUUUAAACUAAACUCAGCUGAGUCAACAUAGUAGUUGGGUUUAAGGUCAGGCUGGACAA
Messenger RNA from Fundulus heteroclitus (mummichog), 1228 nucleotides. Its product is annotated as macrophage mannose receptor 1-like. The record is from RefSeq and is a predicted model, not a curated record. Bases 18 to 800 code for a protein of 260 amino acids. The transcript is spliced from 3 exons. NCBI's taxonomy places the organism in Eukaryota, Metazoa, Chordata, Actinopteri, Cyprinodontiformes, Fundulidae.